This is a messenger RNA of Electrophorus electricus (electric eel), 5228 nucleotides long. It is a transcript of the gene rnf43, whose product is annotated as ring finger protein 43. The record is from RefSeq and is a predicted model, not a curated record. NCBI's taxonomy places the organism in Eukaryota, Metazoa, Chordata, Actinopteri, Gymnotiformes, Gymnotidae.
AUGACCCUCCGCGCCGCGCGGCACCUGGCCGGCCCCUGGCCGUGGCUGCUGCUGGCUGCCCUGCAGGCCCUGGGCCAGGCCGGCCUGGAGCUGGCCGCCGCCGUGGAGUCGGAGCGCUCGGCGCCCCGCGCCGUCAUCAAGGUGACUCUGCUGAAGCAGGAGCCCACCGGCAAGCCCAUCACCCUGGAGGGGGUGUUCGCCGGCAGCAGCGCCGGCUACGCCGAAGGGAAGCUCAUGCAGUCUCACCCGUUGUCCCUGUGUAACACCAGUGAGGAUGAGCGCCAGGAGACGUCCUUCAUCAGCAUCGUUAAGCUGGAGAGUCCCAAGAGCAAAGUGCCCCGGUGCCAGCCUCUGCUCAGCAAGGCUCGCCUGGCUCUGCAGAGGGGGGCUCAGGCUGUCAUUUUUGAUAUCACUGAUGAUGCCAGUGCUGCUCAUGAGCUGCGUGAUUCCAGCUCCCUCCCGCGGCCCGUGGUGCUGGUGAAAGCAGUGGAUGCUGAGGAGCUCAUGGGACUUGUUAAUAAGAAUGAGGAGGCCAUGGUUCAUAUUGACAUGAUAGAGCCCCACAAAUGGCCCCACUACGACGUGGGCAUUCUGUUGACGGUUGUGAUGGUCAUGCUGGCCAUCAUCACGAUCUUCACCUUCCGCUCCCGAUGCAGGUCCAACAGAACUUGGGACUCCGUGCACCAGCAGACCAUGCGGGCGAUCAGCCGGCUGGAGACACGCACGUACAGCUCCCAGGGCUGCCCAGGGGGCACGCAGCGGACGCGUGGGGGCCGGGCAUCCGCCUGCAGCUCCAACUCCAGCCCCGUCUGCGCCAUCUGCCUCGAGGAGUUCCUGGACGGACAGGACCUAAGGAUCAUCUCAUGCAUGCACGAGUUCCAUCGGGAAUGUGUGGACCCCUGGCUGCUCCAGCAUCGGACCUGCCCCCUCUGCAUGCACAACAUCAUGGGCGCUGAGCUGAAUGGCCGCCAGUCGCAGCGAGGCCGACUACAGCCUCCCCCGGAGCACAGUCAGGCCUUUCUGCACGCCCACCACUACUCUCCAUCUCACCCCUACUCCCAGCACUCUGUGCCCUUCCCCAUGCGGCCCCAUUACCCGCGCGGCCCGUCCGGGCCGUACCCCCAGCUGGGCCACUACAGCGGUUCCCCUCCCCUCCGCUGCCUGACCGGGAGGCCCCUGGGCGCAGCCUGCAGCUACCACCUCGCCCCGGACGGGCACCGCAGCCGGGCUCACCGGGUGUCCGGAGGCCACAGUUGCCGCGGCGCGGGGCACCCCUGCCCGGCUCCGCGCCACUCCUGCCACCGCUGCCCCGCCCCCAACGGCAGGGCCCCAGGCAGCCGGCCCCACCACGCCUCAAACCCCGCCUCCCACCACCACCACCACCACCCGGGCCGCGGGGGGGGCGGGGCCGCGCAGGGUCGGCAGGACGACGGCAGCUGCUCGGGGGGGAGUUAUCGCACGGAGCGCAGCGGCUACUUCCCCGACGGGCCUGCCAGCGACUCGAGCUCGGGCCCGUGUCACGGCUCGUCCAGCGACUCGGUGCUCAACUGCACGGACGUGAGCCUUCAGGGAGUCUACGGGAGCUGGUCCACGUUCCGCAGCUCGCUCAGCAGCGAGUUCGACCCGUUCGUGUACUGCGCUGCCGGCCACGACAGCCUGGAGGGUCCGGGCGCCACACCCAGGCCCCGCUCCUUGGACUCGGGCGUCAACCACAUGGGAGGCGGGGCCGUGGGCGGGGCUCUCUGCCCCGAGGAAGCGGUGCUGCAGCAGCCUGUGUUCAGCCACGUGCAUUUCCACAGACACAGACACCACUAUUACGAGGAGGCCGAGGCGGGCCACAGGCUUGGGCGGGCCUCUGACGAUGAGCAGGGGAGUGGCGGGGCGGGGAGCUUGGCCGGCGCAGCUACUGCUAACGAUUCCCCCGCGGGCAGGGCGAAGCACACCUCCUGCCACUGCCCCAAACUGGACCUCACGGACAGGCUGAGCCCCAAAGGGCCGGAGGAGCGGGAUCCGGACCCGCAGUCGGCCGCGGCCCCCUCCGCGCCGGCCUCCGGCUCGGCCUUGGCCUCCCCGUCGACGACAUGCUGCCGUCAGGGCCCCGGGUGGCCGCACCGGCAUAAGACGGUCGGCUGCGGCCAGGACGCGCCCUCGGGGCCCCCGCUGGCCGUGCACUUCCACCAGAGUGUGGACCUGCAGGACGAUUGUAGCAUCCACAUCCACUAUGGGCAGGGGACUGGGGGCUACUGCUGCCCGCCACCCCCGGACAUGGCCCCAACCCUGCUCCCCGUUCCCCUCAUCCUGGACUCGGGCGGCCUGGGCGACUGGCCCUGCUGUGGGGGGGUGCACAGGGGGUGGCAGAAGCGGGUGCAGCAGGCCUGUUCCGAGCCCCAGCUCCAGGGCCCGGGAAUCCCAUUGGACAGAAAGCUGUGCAGGGCCCACCACAGCCCUGGGCACGAGCUGCCCAUGGACAUCUGUCUUUACUGCCAAACUGUUCGCAAUAAUCAGGGAUCAGAAGAAGAGUCUGGUGUUUGAGAACUCUCCAUCCCCAAACCUCACGCUGCUAUACAGAGAGUACGAAUGAACAAUACGUGCUGGCUGUCCCUCUGAAUUUCUCUCUCUCUCUCUCUCUCUCUCUCUCUCUCUCUCUCUCUCUCUCUCUCCAUUUCUCUUUCACAGUCUUUUGAAUAAUUCCACAUCUCCAUUCAGGCCUCAUUUUGCAGAAUCCAUCAGUUCCCAAAGUUGUUUCUUCAAAGCCAGAAUUGUAAGCCUGUAAUUAUUCUGAAUUGGGCGGUUAGUGAAGUCUGUCUGAGCAAGAGAUUCUGACCACCAUCUCAAUUCCACUGGUCAUAAUUAAUAGCAAUGGUUCUCUCCAAAUACUCUAUAUUGGGUAUAAUAUGAAGAUUGGGCCCAGCAAAAUCUUAUCACCAAUAUCUUCUUUUCUGUGAUAUUUUAACAUAUGUUAGUCUGUGAACUGAAGAGGGUGUGAACCACAAAAGUGAUUUGUUAAGUGAUUUGUUUGCAUCAUUGUGUUUUGUUUUUCCCAUGCAAACUCUUCAACCUUCGUUCAAAACCCAAGUCCAAAAAUCCCUCAGUUACCUCCACGCAUCGCAGAUGCCACAGAUGUUCUUAGCUGAGGCAUUCCCAUACCCAUACCAUACUGUUGAGAGUCUUUUUGACCCCCACCCCCCCGCCCCAUUCUGGGAGUUUACCAGCACUGUAGUUUGUGUGAUGACACACUAGUUAUCUCUUCUGGUCAUAACAGUAUUUGAUGUUGGUGAUAAAGUGAAGAAGAAGAAUGCCUUUUGUUCUUAUGUGCAGCCAUUUGUGGUCAAACAGUGCUCCACACCCCCAUAUGACUUAAUAUCCUUGAAAUCAAAUUAGAACCAGCAGCUCAUGUGUUCCAAAAUGCCCUUAGAAAAUGCUUGACCCUGUUACUCUUGUGAUCUUAUCUGUGUGCCUGCCUGGCCCCAGCGUCCAUGGUCAUGAUGUCAUCCUAAGAAGUGAUGUAAUGCGUUGGGCUGUGUUCAGUGUUUAGAACUACGGCUCAUGGAUAAGUGUGGUCUCUCUCUCUCUAUCUGUGUCUCACUGUCUCUCUCUUUCGGCCUCUCACGCUCGGACUUCCUCUCCCUCUCUCGCCAGCCUUCGGCCUACCUCAGAUAACCAAUCAGAAAAGUCCUGUUUAUAAGAUGGUACUUCAAAGAUUCUUGCCUGGCAGCCUCUCUGUGGUGUACUGAUAAACGGUAACCCAGAAGAGAGAGGUUUAUAUAAUCUGUCCUCGCGGACUGUUCAGAGGUCCUCAAGGUUUAGGGUCUUGUGCUCGUUAAUUCGAGAAAGGCAGCUGUCGUUUGUGUCGUGGUUUGUUUUUUUUUGUUCGCAUCUUUUGUGUCGAAUUUGUUUUCUUGGUUCAUGCAAAGCAAACUGACUGAAAAUGUUGGAGCAUUAGGGAUAUGGCAGACAUUUGUGAAGCUGUUUCUGCUUUGGUCAUUUUUCCACAUUGGCUCCCAAUAUUUUUGUCAUGUGCUCAUGAUAAUCGAGCUGAGGAAGGACUACAUAUCCCAUAAGUACAUGCUUUCACCUCUGACCCUUUGCCUCAUUUAAUGAACCUUUCGAUUAUCCAUAAGGACGUGGUCAUGUCAGAAACAGUCGCCAGCGUACAAGCUUACUGGAGGUGUCUCUUGUCCAGAUUACUACUACAUGAUGCCUAUUGCAAGAUGUUUGUCUUCAUACACACCAUGUCCGUUCUUCAUGUUGAAAUGAGGAGAGGAAAGACGCGUCCAUAAACUAAUAACACAUACUUAUUGGCCUAAAUACUGUAUUCAGUAAUAUAUAUAUAAAACAGUGUGUUUUAUUUACAAGUUGGAAUAUCCCAACAACAUGUUGCGAUACCUAUCCAUGUUCAUAUGGGUAGCUAAACAGGGGGUGUUGUCUUUUGUGCUCAGAAUUUAAGAAACCCCAAAAAAGAACAAUAAAACACUUGAAAUUGACAAAAAUUUAAUCCUAAUUUGAAUAUCUUUCAAAAAGGGUGUUUUCAUUAUACAUGUGUGGUUCUAACUUGGCAUUCCAGCCUUACUUCAUGAAUUCAGGGUUUUACAUUCUAAGGUUGAAGUUUUUUGGUCCUUUAACAUUUUAUUUAUAGAACACCAGGGUUAAAAACUUUUUUUUUUUUUUUUUUUUUAAAGAUGGAAAAAUAAGGCCAUAUAAAGUUUAUUGGUGCCUUUUUAAAUUCACAAUUGUGUAGAAUCUAAGUUAAACCUUAACUGAAAACCUUCAGACACCCAGAGUAAACCACUAUUUAUCCUAACCUGUAAAUGUCUGCUGAGAACGCCAAGGCAGUGACUCAAAACAAAACAAAAUGCAAACGAAUGAUAAGGAAAACGAUUGAGGUUCGUGUGAUGUGAGUCGGUCGACUGUCUUAUGCACUCAUACUUUAGUUACCAUAGGCUUGCCUAAUAAGAGAUCUGCUUUGCACUUCUGUGUUGCUUUUUAUUUCAAUUGAUCUCUGCUGAUACUUUAUUUAGAGACUUUUGUCUUAAAAUGACAAUUACCCAAGCAGCACUUUGGUGUAGGACACAAACAUGUCAAAGAUGAUUUAAGAGUGGAACCUGAAGCCAAACAAGCUAAGCGUUAUGUAGCUACCGUUACCAGCAAACAUCUGGGAAAUCAAAAACUAUCACUGAACAGUAAAGGUGUUUUGGUUGUAUUUUGUUUAUUUUAUUUUAUUUUAAAAU